Arabidopsis arenosa is the source of this 2041-nucleotide messenger RNA. The record is from the annotation of a GenBank genome assembly. Lineage: Eukaryota; Viridiplantae; Streptophyta; Magnoliopsida; Brassicales; Brassicaceae.
AAAAUUUCAACCAGUCGUAAAAAAAUCCCGCCAAACGUUGGCAACGUUUUGUUUAUAGCGUUUUCAUAGCACAAUCGGUUCCAUUGACAUUUCUCGGGAAAAAAUCUCUCACAGUGACUGACUUUGGUUCUUUAUCUUUAACAAUCGCCGGAAAAUUAAAGAUAUGGAUAUCUCCGACAUAGCUAGGAAGCUUGGUCUCGAUAACAACAAGCUUUUAAUCCGAAAAGCUGCAGAGAUCCGCCGUCUUUGCGAUGCUCAGUUCGAUUCAUCUAUCAUCGGCGUUGGUGAGAUCUGUAAAGCUGUGAUAUGUCUAGAAAUCGCCGCCUCUAGGUUGCAGAUUAUAUUUGAUAGACAAGCAGCGAUUAAAUUGAGUGGUAUGUCGGAAAAGGCUUAUUCUAGAUCAUUCAAUAGUCUCCAAAACGUUAUUGGGAUCAAGAUUAAGCUUAAUGUAAGAGAAUUGGCGGUUCAGUUUGGCUGUGUUAGGAUAAUCAAAUCUGUGCAAAAUGUGUUAUCCUCGUAUAAGGAGAGGUUUCUUGCGUCACUACCAGCAUCGAGACGGGCAAAUGCUGACUUUACUAGGCCUGUAUUUACAGCUGCUGCUUUCUAUUUGUGUGCUAAAAAGCAGAAGCUUAAGGUAGAUAAGCUUAGGCUGAUUGAGGUUUGUGGAACAUCAGAAUCUGAAUUCUCUUGUGUCUCCACCUCUAUGACAGAUCUUUGCUUUGACUGUGUUGGGAUCUCAAAGGAAAAGAAAGAUGCAAAAGACAUGAAAGGAAACCGAGACUUGCUUGAUGUGUUACCUGGAAAGAGGAGAAGACUAGAGGAUGGUGAAUAUUCAUCUGAUGAUGAGUCUUCAUGUUACAAAAGACACAAGAAGAUGGAAGAGGCUAAGUAUGAGGACUGGAAAUCUACAGUCGUUAAUUCGAUCAAGCAGAACCCAGAAAAAGGAACUAAGAGAGUUAUACAGGCCAGUCUCAAUUUCCCAAAGAAAUUCCCAUUUCAUUUCACUGAUUCCCAACAAGUUUGGAAGAUGGGUUUUGUUCUGUCUGACGAAUUGUUGGGAGCUUUUGCUCCGAUUCUGGUGUAUUGGGUUUAUUAUGGGGUUUAUGUGGCUCUCUCUUCGUUGGAGAGUUAUAGAUUGCAUUCAAAGGUUGAGGAAGAAGAGAAGAAUAUUGUCUCCAAGUCCAAUGUUGUUAAAGGUGUUCUUCUCCAACAGCUUAUUCAGGCCAUCGUUGCGAUCAUUUUGUUCACAGUGACAGGAAGUGAUGCCGAGUCCAGCACGACACAGCAAUCUUCCGUAUUGGCUCUAGCUAGCCAGAGUGUAACCGCCAUGUUAGUCCUCGACACAUGGCAAUACUUCAUGCAUCGGUAUAUGCAUCACAACAAGUUCUUAUAUAAACAUAUCCACUCUCAGCACCAUAGGCUUGUUGUUCCCUAUGCUUAUGGAGCUCUAUACAACCAUCCAAUAGAAGGCCUUCUCCUCGAUACAAUUGGUGGGGCUUUAUCUUUCCUUAUCUCGGGUAUGUCUCCAAGAACUUCAAUCUUCUUCUUCUCCUUUGCAACCAUCAAAACCGUGGAUGACCAUUGCGGACUCUGCCUCCCUGGAAAUCUGUUCCAUAUCUUGUUUAAGAACAACACCGCGUAUCAUGAUGUGCACCAUCAGCAUUAUGGAAACAAAUUCAACUUCUCUCAGCCUUUCUUCGUCAUGUGGGAUCGGAUUCUUGGUACUUACAUGCCUUACUCUUGAGAAACGGAAAGAUGGUGGAUUUGAAGCUCGUCCAACUAAACAAGUUAGAGACUGAUUAAGUUGAGAGCCUGAGUAUUUGGAACACGUAGAGAGUACUAAUCAGAAGAAGAGCUGAUUUGUUUCUCUCAAGUCCCUAGAGCUGCACUAGCCUUGAGUUUGAGAUUUGUAUAUAGUAUACAUUAUAUUUAUACGUUUUGGUGUACCUGAAACAUACUCGUUGAUUAUUUAAAUCUGAGUUUGUAAGAGAAGAAACAGAGUUGGCUUAUGCAAAAAAACUAAUAAGUUGAGAAUUCAAUG